Messenger RNA from Rangifer tarandus platyrhynchus (Svalbard reindeer), 309 nucleotides. The record is from the annotation of a GenBank genome assembly. NCBI's taxonomy places the organism in Eukaryota, Metazoa, Chordata, Mammalia, Artiodactyla, Cervidae.
AUGACGCUAUCUCAAGGAAGUGAAGUGAAAGUCACUCAGUCGUGUCCGACUCUUUGCAAUCCCAUGGACUGUAGCCUGCCAGGCUCCUUGGUCCAUGGAAUUCUUCAGGCUCCACCCCAUGCCUUCUCCCCAGCUCCCUUUCUGGGCAAGGGUACAGCACUGCAUCUAACUGAAGAAACCAGAUCCAGCCAGGGGAAGGGUCAGGCCAAAGGAAAAACACACUUCCAGACGCCAGCUGAACAAGGCUCUGCUGAAGACCAGCAAAGCUCGAUCUUCAUUACAAGGAAAAUUUUAUGGCGAAUGGACUGA